AUGUGCGGUCCUUUUGCCAUUCACAAAAAUAGUACCUCUGAAGAUAAUUUUGGGGACAAUACAGAAAUAGCAUUUUACCUAUUGAGAAAAGGAGAAAAUAACAGUUUACUGUUGUUAAGAUGUAUCCAAACAUUGAGUACUUUACAAAAUCAAAUACAUCAUCAUGUUCACAAUCCAAUUUUUAUUCUAAAAACAUCGUCAGUCGAAAUAAACGAUGCUGGUAACGUUUUUCCAAAUGGAUAUUCCACAUUACCCAAAGAGCCAAUACUUGCAACAUCGAGAUCACUGACAUCCAGCUGUGGAUGCACUCGUGUUCUCACGUUCGACGAUAUUUCCAAUACGGGUAACGAUCGCUAUCCUGCCAUUCCAAAUGGAUACGGUGGACUUACUUGGACUAAUGCCUUGAUUAUGAAUACAACUUGGGAAAGAGUGACAUACGGCUGGAAUGGAUAUGCAAGUGGACUGAGCAGUGGUGUUUUUGUCGGUUUCAAUUCGAAUGCUCAACAAAUGUCGAUGAGUGUACCAGUGGGCCAGUAUUUUCAGUUGAACUCUAUCAGUUUGUGUGCUGCAUGGCGAAACAAUUUGACGGUGACGAUUAAAGGUAUACGAGCAAAUAUUCCUGUUUAUCAGACGGUGAUCAACUUACCAGUUGCAUCAAAAAACAUUUUGUACACUAUAAAAUGGGCCGGAAUUGAUAAAGUAACACGUGAUUCGGUUGGUGGUAUAGAGUAUCCAAAUCUGAAUGGCGUUGGAACGCAAUUUGUCUUUGAUGACAUCGAUAUCACAAUCUAA
Molecule: messenger RNA, 792 nt
Organism: Didymodactylos carnosus
Lineage: Eukaryota; Metazoa; Rotifera; Eurotatoria; Philodinida; Philodinidae
Source: the annotation of a GenBank genome assembly